This is a messenger RNA of Ostertagia ostertagi, 684 nucleotides long. The record is from the annotation of a GenBank genome assembly. Lineage: Eukaryota; Metazoa; Nematoda; Chromadorea; Rhabditida; Trichostrongylidae.
AUGAUUGGCAGUAUGUUCGACGUCAUGCUUUGUCUCGCUGCGAUAAUAAUCACAAGUCAUCAGAAAAAUUGGGAGGACUCGAUUGAGCAACCACUGCCUGAUACGGCUUACGAUGAUCUCGAUCUCGUCAACAAGAGUCCUGAAAUGAAGCGAGAGACAGAGUGCUCAGUAGAAACGGAAGUAAUGUCCAAUUGUUAUGACGCUUCUUCACAUUCUCAAGUGGCUAGAUAUUCUUCUGAUCAGACUUCAUCAAAUCAGUCUGGUGAUUGUUAUGAUUCUAAUGGUGCUUAUUCCCUAUGUUCUAACCUUAAGAAGGAAGAGGACGGCUUGUGUCUGUCUUUGCCCCAUCGUGACACCUAUUCAGACAGUUCAGCGCAGACCUUAUCUGAUGCCAUUGACAAGUCUGAUGCAGUUCACCACUGUUCAGCCAAACGUCCAAGAAGAGCAGAAGCAAACAGCGUCUGCGAUCGUGAUAUCAGUGACGAUUGCGACUUUUUGCGACGAAGACAGCAGCUAGAGCUCAGAAAAAUGGAACUCGAGAACGAAAAACUCGAAAAGGAGAUUCAAUAUCUGGCUAAUCAAGAGAAGAGAGCCAGGGAGUUGCACAGUAUUGAGUUGAGGCGGGCCCGUUUCCAGCUGGUAAUGAUGGGCGCCGAUUUGAUGCAGGAACCGCAGCGAGAUGAG